GCUUUCAAGUCACGAAACCGCCUUCACUUACGAACAAUUUAUUUUUCAGUGAUUAUUGUUGUUGGAGGUCUGAAUCGUAAUAAUGCCGAAAGGAGAAGAUGCGAUCAUUCGAAAGAAGAACAAGUCACUCAGGAAGAAGUUGCGUAGCGAUUCAGCCAAGGUUUCCAAUCGCAUAGCCGCCAUUAUUGCGCAGAAAAAGCGUCGUCAAUCAGGCAAACGCAGAAUGUGUCAGGGUAUGUGUUUUAGCCUCCCGACUCUAGAGGAUCCAUUUAACGACAAAUACAUGAAUCUUGAUUCCAAGAAGACUAAGAAAGUCUGGCCAUCAAAGAAGGAUAAUAAUUUGACUGAAAACGGUAGCGAUGCUUCCCAAAAUAAGAGAAAGGCUAACAGUGAUCAUAAAUCAAAUGAAAAAAAUCAAAAAAAGAAGGCAAGGGUUGAGAACAAGUCAACACCAUCGGAUGAAAAAAGCACAAAGAAACUUAAUACGAACAUCUCAACGGACGUAGGUUGCCCAUCGAAAUUCUUAAUUUCAUGUUUGAAAACAGUACAAGAUACGAUGCGUGAUGACAAAGCGUUUGAACGGGGAAAACAUUUGUUCUUCGACUCAUGGGGCUUUGAGUAUUGGAGAUGCUAUACGAGCGGUAAGCAUGUACUGGAGACAAGUGGAUGUGCUACCAUGGAGCAAAUUGCUUGGAUAGGAUCAACUGCUGUCGAUUCCAUUACAAAAAAGGAAAAUGACGGUGAAUCGUUCACCGGCCCGUACCUUUUGUUCAUUGUACCGUCACAAGAGAAAGCAGCAGAGGUACGUGCUGUGUGCAAGCCUUUGAAGGCGUUUGGAAUACAUACAGUUAGUCUACAUCCAGGUGCUUCCAUAGAUCAUCAAAUUCAAGGAUUAAAAACUUGUGAGCCAGAGUUUCUUAUAUGCACACCGGAUAGACUUGUGGAGCUUGUUUCCAUGGAUGCUGUUGAUAUUUCUGGUGUUCGCUCACUGAUUAUUGAUGGUCUGGAAUGUUCUUCUGGAGAUGCUUACAUUGACAGCAUAAAAUCCAUUCAGCAGCAUAUUUCUGUUGACCCGCACACUGUGGUUUUCUGCAGUGGGUUGACCGAUGCCUAUUUACCUGCUGUGUCGAGUCUUUUGCCAACCCCAAUGUGCAGAUUGUCGCGAGACAGAAUUAAUGUCAACAAGAGUGCAACAUAGGAAAAUUACUAAAGGUGGGUGACAAUAACAUAUUAUCAAUUUGAUUAGAAUAGUUGAUUUUCGUACUUCAUUCAUGCAAGAGUAUGUAAGUCAUAAAUUAAAGAAUAUGAGCGGCUUUAUUCAUUAGUUAAGAGAAACGGGCCUGGUUGGGUUGACCCGUGAAGGCGUGAACAUCUGCCUUUUUUUAAACAUAAUAAUUACAAAGACAUACAUGACUUUUAACCUGUUUGAAACAAUAUACAAGCCAAAUUUAUUCAUUUGUAAAUAAUUUGGUCAAAUUUGACACGUAUACUAUGAGUUUCAAAUCUGUAUUA
Helianthus annuus (common sunflower) is the source of this 1512-nucleotide messenger RNA. RefSeq lists its product as uncharacterized. The coding region runs from base 83 to 1198 and encodes 371 amino acids. The record is from RefSeq and is a predicted model, not a curated record. Gene Ontology annotation, molecular function: mRNA binding; ATP binding. Gene Ontology annotation, cellular component: P-body; cytoplasmic stress granule. Gene Ontology annotation, biological process: cytoplasmic stress granule assembly; P-body assembly. NCBI's taxonomy places the organism in Eukaryota, Viridiplantae, Streptophyta, Magnoliopsida, Asterales, Asteraceae. The transcript has 5 exons.